UUCUCCGACGAUGUACAAGAAAACAGACAAAAACAAAGAAAACAAAGAAAACGAAGAAGAUAGGCUGGUUCCAGUUGUUGUGAAAAAAAGAAAAAAAAAAAAAAAAAAAAGCUAGCUGCCAACACUGCCUUGACAUAGUCUCUUCUGGAAGCAAAUUCCCACUUGCUCCCUCAGAAUGCCUCGCCGAGCUCUGCAACAGGAAGUGAUCUCUCCAGCACACUCUAAACUUCCGUUAAUGAGCUCUUCAUCGAAAUCAGAGUCUUCAGAAAUCUUAUUCUUUUUCUUUGGUGGAAUACUCGUGUUUAUAAUAUUGGUUAUUAUUAUAUUCAUCUUUUGGAAAUUAAAACCGGCAGAGUUUAAGAAGCUGCUAGCAAGAACCAGAAGGAGACCAGCAUCUCCAGACUUCUUUAGUGGCAACCUUCGAACAAUAAGCUAUUUUGACUUUCAGACAUUGAAGAAAGCAACAAAGAACUUUCAUCCCGGUUAUCUCCUUGGAAGAGGUGGAUUUGGACCUGUUUAUCGGGGAAAAUUAGCAGAUGGGAGGUUGAUUGCAGUGAAGCAAUUGUCUCUUGACAAGUCCCAACAAGGAGAACCAGAAUUUCUUGCGGAGGUGAGAAUGAUCACUAGCAUCCAACAUAAGAAUUUGGUUCGUCUCCUUGGAUGUUGCUCAGAUGGGCCUCAACGGCUACUUGUAUAUGAAUACAUGACAAACAGGAGUUUGGAUCUCAUAAUUUAUGGAAAAAAUGGUCAGUUCCUGAACUGGAACACUAGGUUUCGAAUAAUUAUAGGUGUUGCUCGAGGGUUGCAGUACCUGCAUGAGGAUUCACCUCUAAGAAUUGUUCACAGAGAUAUCAAAGCAAGCAACAUUCUUCUUGAUGGAAAAUUUCAACCAAGGAUUGGAGAUUUUGGGCUGGCCAGGUUCUUCCCUGAAGACCAAGCUUAUUUGAGUACUACAUUUGCCGGAACUUUAGGUUAUUCAGCACCGGAAUAUGCUAUUCGGGGAGAAUUGUCUGAAAAGGCGGACAUAUAUAGUUUUGGAGUACUUGUUCUCGAGAUUAUUAGCUGCAGGAAAAACACAGAUCUCACUUUGCCAUCAGAAAUGCAAUACCUCCCUGAAUAUGCAUGGAAGCUGUAUGAAAAGUCGAAAGUGAUUGAUCUGGUAGAUCCAAGAAUGAGAGAAGAUGGAUUUGUGGAAAAGGAUGUUCUGCAGGCAAUAAAUGUGGCAUUCCUAUGCCUUCAACCUCAUCCAAAUCUUAGACCCCCCAUGUCAGAGAUUGUAGCAAUGCUGACAUGCAAAGUGGAAAUGCCUGGAACACCUAUGGAACCGGCAUUUUUGGAUCGAAGGCGUAAGGAGGAGAAGAACCUUUCUUGGGAUACAAUUUCUGAACCUUUCCCUUCUCCCCCUCAAAGUGAUUCCACUUCUUUACCUAGACCACCAAACUAGGCACUAUUAUGCAUCCUGUUAUUUUAUUUUAAAAGAGAGCUUGGAAAUUGAUCUAAAUGUUACAUAAUGUCAUCUUGGUGCUUAAACCGUUGCAGCUCUCAAAGUUCUGUAUUCUUUGUAUUUGUUUUCUGAUUUUUGUUAUUUUUCUGUACUUGGUAAAUUUUGUUCUAUAGAUUCAUAGUUUGGCAAUUUGGUGGAUGUGUAAUGAUCUUGCAGUUGUUAAAAAAGGCAACAAAUUGAAGCUUCACUUUUGUAACAGUUAUGCAUAAUA
This is a messenger RNA of Ziziphus jujuba (common jujube), 1715 nucleotides long. Its product is annotated as cold-responsive protein kinase 1. Gene Ontology annotation, molecular function: protein kinase activity; ATP binding. The record is from RefSeq and is a predicted model, not a curated record. The transcript is spliced from 7 exons. Lineage: Eukaryota; Viridiplantae; Streptophyta; Magnoliopsida; Rosales; Rhamnaceae. Gene Ontology annotation, biological process: protein phosphorylation. Bases 176 to 1444 code for a protein of 422 amino acids.